Molecule: messenger RNA, 5081 nt
Organism: Osmia lignaria (orchard mason bee)
Lineage: Eukaryota; Metazoa; Arthropoda; Insecta; Hymenoptera; Megachilidae
Gene: SdhA
Product: succinate dehydrogenase, subunit A (flavoprotein)
Biological process (GO): mitochondrial electron transport, succinate to ubiquinone; tricarboxylic acid cycle
Cellular component (GO): respiratory chain complex II (succinate dehydrogenase)
Molecular function (GO): flavin adenine dinucleotide binding; succinate dehydrogenase (quinone) activity; electron transfer activity
Source: RefSeq, a predicted model, not a curated record
UCAGGGAGCUUCCACCAGUAGUCGGUACUCAACCGACUCGAACGCUUCACGUCGCCGUGCAAGAAGUGCGGGAGUGAAGUUAAGAAAAAUUGGAAUCGGUUGCACAGUGGAAUCGAAUUACCUGUUCGACAAAGACGUGUAUGUGUUAUUGUUAAAAUUAAAAUUUUGAUUAAGGAAAGGUGACAUCACUACAAAAUGAGCGGUCUAUUGAAGCUGCCGUCUUUGCUAGCGAGAAAUCCUCCCACGACUACGUUGAAUAAAUUGGGAUUAUCUGUCAUUGCAAAUCGUAAAUUCCAUUACACACCAGAUGGGAAAGCAGCAAAAGUUUCCGAUGGUGUUUCUAAACAGUAUCCAUUGGUAGAACAUACUUAUGAUGCUGUUGUGGUGGGUGCUGGUGGAGCAGGAUUACGUGCAGCCUAUGGCUUGGUUGCAGAAGGAUUUAAAACAGCAGUCAUUACUAAAUUGUUUCCUACAAGGUCGCAUACUGUUGCUGCUCAAGGAGGUAUCAAUGCUGCUUUGGGUAAUAUGGAGGAGGAUAACUGGCAGUGGCAUAUGUAUGACACAGUCAAGGGAUCUGACUGGUUGGGUGAUCAAGAUGCUAUUCAUUACAUGACACGCGAAGCUCCAAAAGCAGUCAUUGAAUUGGAAAAUUGUGGCAUGCCUUUUAGUAGAACUUCUGAUGGUAAAGUAUACCAGCGUGCUUUUGGUGGACAAUCGUUGAAAUUUGGAAAAGGUGGCCAAGCCCAUAGAUGUUGUUGCGUGGCUGAUAGAACAGGUCACUCCUUACUUCAUACAUUGUAUGGUCAAUCAUUGAGCUAUGACUGCAACUACUUUGUCGAGUACUUCGCUAUGGAUUUGCUAAUGGAAGAUGGAGAAUGUCGCGGAGUGAUUGCGCUUUGUUUAGAAGAUGGUACACUUCAUCGUUUUCAUGCUAAAAACACGGUAUUAGCGACUGGAGGAUAUGGACGUGCAUAUUUCUCUUGCACGUCUGCUCAUACGUGUACCGGCGAUGGCACUGCAAUGAUAUCUAGAGCCAAUUUACUUAAUCAAGAUCUGGAAUUUGUACAGUUUCAUCCUACUGGAAUAUACGGCGCUGGUUGUCUUAUCACAGAAGGUAGCCGUGGUGAAGGAGGCUAUCUUAUAAAUAGCGAAGGUGAAAGGUUUAUGGAACGUUAUGCUCCAGUCGCGAAGGAUCUAGCCUCUAGGGAUGUUGUAUCUAGGUCUAUGACCAUUGAAAUCCGGGAAGGCAGAGGCGUUGGCCCCGAGAAAGAUCAUAUUUUCUUGCAACUUCAUCACUUGCCACCUGAACAACUAGCUGCUAGAUUACCUGGAAUUUCAGAAACAGCCAUGAUAUUCGCAGGAGUUGAUGUAACGAGAGAACCCAUUCCUGUCAUACCUACGGUACAUUACAACAUGGGAGGAAUACCUACAAAUUACAAAGGACAGGUUCUAACAAGAAAAAAUAACCAGGACGCAGUUGUUCCUGGUUUAUAUGCUUGCGGAGAAUCGGCUUGUGCAUCAGUUCAUGGUGCUAAUCGUCUUGGUGCCAAUUCUUUGUUAGAUUUAGUUGUAUUUGGACGUGCAUGCGCUAAAACAAUCGCACAAGAGAAUAAGCCAAGCGAAACUAUUGGACCUCUCAGACCUAAUGCCGGAGAGGAAAGUGUGGCGAAUUUAGAUAAGAUUAGAAACGCAAAUGGUAGUAUUCCUACCGCGGACUUGAGAUUAACAAUGCAGAAAACAAUGCAAACGCAUGCAGCUGUGUUCAGAACAGCUGAAACUUUACAAGAAGGCUGUCAAAAGAUGUCUGCCCUUUACAAAAAGUUAGACGACCUGAAAGUGUCGGAUAGAUCCUUGAUAUGGAACUCUGAUCUUGUAGAGACACUAGAAUUACAGAAUUUAAUGAUCAAUGCCGUGCAAACAAUAGUAGCUGCUGAAAAUAGGAAGGAAAGUCGUGGAGCUCACGCACGCGAAGAUUUCAGAGACAGAAUUGACGAGUACGAUUACAGUAAACCGCUAGAAGGCCAACAAUCAAAACCAUUGGACCAACACUGGCGAAAACAUACACUUACGAAGAUCAACCUUAAAACAGGAGAAGUUUCUAUCGAUUACAGACCAGUCAUAGAUAAGACGCUAGAUAAAAACGAGUGUGCAACAGUUCCACCUGCGAUUCGUUCCUAUUAGAUCUUUUUUUUUAUUUAAAAGUAAAUAUGAUUUAGUUUCAUUAGUUUCUUCCUGAAAUUUUUUGGUUUUCAUAUAUUUUAAAAUUAGCCAUUUGUGCGAUAUUUUUUUAAAAAUUUUUUGCACAGGAACGAACACGAUCGACGAGGAAAAGUUACCGAUAUCUAUCACUAUAUUGCAACAACUUUAUUUAUUAUUGAACAUGAAUUACGUCGUGCACCAAAGUUUCAUUCUUGUCAGUACUCGCACGCGUUGCGAGCAAGAUUAGUUGUCCUUGUAGGAUAAUGGUGCUGAGAUUAUCUUCAUUACUUCAAAGAAGAAUUUUGACCGAUCUCUUAGCAAAUCAGUGCUAUGUUUAUUGUAAACUAAUAGUAAAAUAUUAGUGUGAUCCAAGAAGCAAUUAAUUUCUCACGCACACAUCUUUUAAGGAGGAACGUUCUCCCUACCUCUAACACAAUUUACACAGUAUUUCUGUUUGUAAUUCUCAUGUAAGCAAUUUGUUUUUCUAUCAAACAAAUUGUGAAAUAACGUAUGCAAUAAUGUUAAGAGUUAUUUAUGAAAGAAAUAUUUUAUACGAUAAUUCAUGAGCUAGUACUCCCUAAAAGGUUGUGCAGCAAGAGCAUGUCACUUUCGCGGCGGCUUAAUACUUAAAGUAACGUAAACAGGGCAAUAUGGAAACAGUUUAAAAUAAGAGUAGUCACUGUCCUUGGAAUCAAAACUAUCUGAUAUUUAAUUUACUUUUGAUAUUAUGGAGCAAUAUUGUUAUUUUAUUUCAAAGUUUCAGUACUUACUUCAAACCUCGAUAUUAUCAUGUAGUUCCCUUUUUAUGACGAAUCUGUUUCUGUUUUACCUGUUUUGUAUUAAUAAUUUACCGUACUGUAUGUUUCAUACAAUGAAUAAAUCUAAGGCCAAUGUACAUCGAUGAAAUCGUGUACUUUGGAGUAAUUCAACUCGAGUGGACAUGCUGUGCAGGAUGAUAAAAAUGUACAUAAGAUUGUCAAUAAAAAGAGAGCAUUCGUACAUUCUUUUAUUCAUGAAAAUUAUUUCUUGGGUAAAAUAUUCCCUGUGCAUGCAGAGUUUUUUGUUUUGUAUGCAUGAUUUUGUUUUACGUGUCUCUUUAUAUAAGGAACGAAAUUUUUCCGUUUGGACUCAAGAACUGGAAAGGUAUUGACGAAUGGGUAUACACGACGAAUAUUGUUUAUUAAACCCAUAAUAAUUUUAAUGUUUUGAUCAUAAAUAAGAAUUUUAUGGAUUAAAUAAAAAUUGCUACCAAACGUAUUUCCUAAAGCAUUGAACAAAAGCUUAUCGCCGGGCUAAUACUUCGGAAAAUAGUUACAAAUUACAGUUUAAUUUAAAAUGAAUAUGGGCUUGAUGAACAUGUUCUCACAUACGAAACAUUACACCAUCAAAGAAUACACAUUAUAUGUUCAACUGAAUCGUGCAACAAUGUACAAUUGUUUAUAAAAAUUAAUACAAACGUCCGAAUAACGUUUAGAAUAAAAAAAAAAGAUGUAAAUUCAAAAUAAAAUUAUUCGGACCGACAUAAAUGCUUCUCUUUGAUCGUUCCUUUCGUGCAAGCUCAACAUGUACGCGCGUUGCUUAAUUAAAAGACUUGGUAAAAAGACAUUCGUGAUGAAGAUUAAAUAUAGAGUGACAUGUUUUUUGCUAUUCUUUACUCGAUUAAUUUAAAAUUUACUUUACAAUAAAAUUACUUAUACGAUUAUCCGGAAUUAUUUGCAGAACUUGUAAAACGGAGUUCAAUUUACUAGCUUCCAUUUUGACCGAUAUUUUCGAGUAGCUCUCUUUCUUAGGCUAAUUUUGUGUCUCUUGGCACUUAGCACCAACUGUUAGAAAUGCAAUCCCACCCGAUGACAUACAUAUAUAGUUGAACAUGUAUUACAACGAGACAGAUUGCUAAUCGCCUUACACGCUGUAUUUCAAUCGUGCCCAUUUAAAAAACAUGUUUUCAUUUAUAAUUUCAUAAGUUAAAAAUGAAUCAGUUCUUUUGUUUAGAAAUGUUUUUUGUGUUCGACUACUACACUUUGUUUAGUCAGUCUAACAUUAAAGUUUAACUUUUGAUUUUCAUUUAAUAUUAACAUUCUUUACAACUUUAUCUAUUUUUAAAAUACUGGGAAAAUUACUUUGAUGUAAAGCGUCAAUUGAACCGGAUAAGAGAAACCCCCGUUGCUCUUUUUAAUCGCAUAAAACAUGACUUAAGAUUUGAACGUUCUUGUGCAUUUCUUCGAGACCAAAGUUACAUUCGUUAAAAAAAGAAGUUUAUAACUUAAUUACAAGCUAAAAGUGAAAAAUACGAAAAAUACGAAUUCACAAAAUGCAAUGACGUACAUGUGUAUCUUUGAAACUACUUUUGUUCAAGUUCCACGACCGUUUUGUAUAAUUAUCCGCAACAUUUCGUGACAGCAGAAACGCAUAAUACCGAGUAAUACACAGUCGGUUCAACCACCUUGCACCGAUAACGAAACGUGCCUAGAUUCCGACUGCUAAUUUUCCUAAAAGCAAUAAAACACUACAAAUUUAUACUGGUCGGCUGUUCGAAAUCAUAUUCCUAAACCAGAUGGACGUUUCGCAAAGAAUUAUAUUCUAGGAACCAGAUUGCAUGUGUUUAACAUUGCCGCAGAGCUUUGUACAUUUCGAACCAAAUAGAAUCCGAGACUAACGAUGAUAUAAUGAGAGCGAAAGAAAAUUUGUAAUUGUAAUUUCUCGAUUACAAUUUACGAUGAAACUAUAGCCUAUAGCGAAAAAUCCAUGUGAUAGUGGUGAGUCUUCGCUUUAUAUGGGAACUUCGACAACUUGAACAUUCUGAUUAUUUUGAAACUGCUGGCUUUUAGAGAAUAAAUUUUUUUUUCCAGUUAAAGAAUGAUGUUAAAAAAAAAAAAAAAAAA